ACACUGAUCACAACAUGGCGGUCAAAAGGAACCAGAUAAACUUUCUCGGAGAAACAAUCGUCAACUCGGUCAAAAGAAAGUGUAGCUUCUCAGAUUAUUGAGGUAGUCACGACCUAGGCGAUAAAGACGGGUCGUCUGUUAGUUACGUUAUGCAAAAUCUAGUCGAGAAAGAGUGUGGUAGUACCAAUGGUGGUGAUGGAAGUGUGCACAAAGUUUCCCAUGAGCGAGCUACCAUCAACAUGCAAUCAGAGCCUUUAUUACGGUACCUGAAUGGGGAAAUAACAUUCACACAAUGGCUUGAGAAUGACACCAGCAAGUCGAAUACUGCUAGAGAGGGAGAUGAGCAGGGGGAGGGGUACUCAGACUCAGAUGAUGAUUUGGCUGAUGAUGACGAUUUGGCUAAUGAUGAUGAUGAUGAUGAUAAUAAUGAGUCGUUAGAAACAUCAACACCAGAUGCCCAAAAUACUGAUGAAUUACAGCCUGUGGAACAGCAACCGUGUAGCAGUCAGCUCAUUGGUUCACGAAUGACAGAUCUUCUCCUGGAAAAACCUGCUGCUCAGAAAGCUAGAAAACAUGGUGGCACAAGUGUGGAUGAGUUUUUUGCCGAUAUUCCUACAAUGAAACGCAAAAAAUCCAAAGGUAGACCAAAGCGUGGUACUGUCCCACAAAAGUACAGGCGACAAAUAGGAGAAGCUAAUCUAUGCUGUGCCAAGGGGAAUUAUGAGAGGGCCAAGGAGAUCUGCAUUGAUAUUAUAAAGCAAGCUCCCAAAUGUGCUGAGCCAUUUCAAGUUCUUGGAAUGGUCUAUGAAAUGCAGAAUGACUCUGAAAAAGCCCUACAGUUCUUCUUAAUUUCGGCCUAUUUAAAAAAGAGUGAAGAUAGUGAGGACUGGCUGAAGUUGGCAUCCAUGUCUCUAGAGCAAGGCAACUAUAAACAGGCUUUGGCUUGCUACAAUCAAGCUCUGAAACACAACCCGGACGACCCAACAAUCUUGUGGGAGAGAGCUGCUGUUUGCUACCAAAUGGGCGAUGUCAAAAAGGCACUAGAAUACUACCAAGUGGCGCUGAAGGCUUUUCCAAAUGAUGACCUUGAGAAACUCAUGGAUCUAGCCGUAGAGAUGGCCACAAUUUACCAUGAGCAAGGUUCACUGCUUGAUGCAAUUGUGGCAAUGGAGGCAGCAUUUUCCAGGGUGCAAAGAUGCUCAGACUUCAGAGCUAUCAACAUGCUGGCGGAGCUGUACAUGACUGCAAAACAGUACUCAAAAUCUUUAAAGUUAAUCUGUACCAAUUGUGAGAUAAGGCAAGAAAGUGCACCUGUGCAAACCAACACAGAGCCACUUUCUUUGUUUGCCAAUAUUCUAGGAUAUGAGAUAGAGAAAUCACCACAGAAAAUGAAAGCUUCCCUUUUGUGUGAAGUUGAUCUGAACUCAAAAGCCAAGUGGAUUAUCCCAGAUAAAGUACCAAUUGAUUUACGAGUGAAGACUGUUGUGUGUUUGAUCCAUCUGCACUGUCUUCAACCUGUUAAGGAUAUAAUAGCCCCAUUAUAUUUUGAGAGUGUUGACGAUGUUGGAGAUUUAUAUUUGGAUGUCGCAGAAGCAUACGCAGAAAACAGUAAUUAUGAAGAAGCACUUCCUAUAUUUGACAUUCUGGUCACAACUGAAAAGUACAACCAGGCUGGUGUAUGGCUAAAUAAGGCGCAGUCACUCAUAUCACUGGGUCGUCUAGAAGAAGCUGCUGCCGCCUGCACGCAAGUUGUAUCCCUUGCACCAAGCCACCUUGAGGCACGGGUACAAUUGUCAAGCCUACUGCAGCAACUCGGUCGCCAUGACAAAGCCAUUGAGAUUUUAACAAGUAAGCCAGAUGAUGGUAAUAGCAUGGAAAUUGCUGAUUCAGCCUCAGUGGCCGAAAGUCAUUCAUCUGAAAGCCAGAAAGAUGAACCUCCUGAGGAAAUUAUGGAGCCACAGGACUUUCGACUCCUUUAUCAUAAGUGCACUUUACUGAAGUCACAGGAUAGAAUGGAAGACUUCAUCGAAGCUGCACAGCAAAUGUUCCAUGUCUACUUUGGUGACGUGUCCAGAAAACCUUUGAAUGACAUCAUCGCCAUCGCUGAAGUUACGAAAAAUUCCAAAGUCAGGAGGACGUUAUCUAAGAAGGAUGCUAGCAAAAAGUCUGUUGUGGCCUGCGACGAUAGUUUUGUCAGAAAGGAAGAAUGGUACGAGAUGUUGAAGCAGCUGAUUAUCGAAAUGUCGAAGAGGAACAUGCAUGAAGAAGCCUUGUUUCUUGACAUGUGCGGACUAGCCUCGAAGCAACUCAUCGACCUCAUUCAGCCACAGAAGGAACUUCGCUUUAUGUCCAUUGCUGCGCUUUUCCUUGUUGGCAGAUCCAGAAAAGCCUUUGACUUCCUUAGACAGGUUGUGGCCGAGAACCCUCAAAGUUUUCUCCUGUGGAACAUGCUGGGAAGGGUGGUUGGGCACUCGCAAGACAGCCGUCACCAUCGCUACUGUCUGCGCAUGCUCAUAAAGUACCCGGAUUUGCUCCCUCUAGUGGUCGUCAAUGGGCAUAACUCAUUCACUGCAGGGAGUUUUAAGUUCGCUAUUGCGGAGUAUAUACGCGCGUUUCGGCAGUGUCCGAGUGAUCCCUUGAUCAGCCUCUGCAUGGGAAUACAGUACAUCCACCUGGCUUGUCAGCGGUUUCCACACAAACGGAACUCUGUUGUGAUACAGGGUUUCAUGUUCAUGUACCAGUACAUGUGCUUGCGAGGCAAAGGCCAAGAAUCCUAUUACAAUAUAGGCAGGGCAUUCCAUCAGUUAGGUCUCAAUCACUUUGCAGUGCAUUACUAUAAAUUGGCUCUGGAUAGCCCCUAUCACAACGGUAGCCCUGACACCUCCCAGCAACCGCAGGUUUCCGAAUGUUAUGAUCUUCACAGGGAGGCGGCGUAUAAUCUCUCGCUGAUCUAUAGGGCUAGUGGAAACACGGAUUUAGCUAGGCAGAUCAUAUCAAAAUACAUCGUCUUCUAACUAUAAAAAGUUAGGCUUGUAAAUAGGAUUUCAUAUAUUUAUUUUCUAAAUAGAGAAAUUAUUACAAUAAAAUCUAAUGUAGCUUC
Molecule: messenger RNA, 3100 nt
Organism: Nematostella vectensis (starlet sea anemone)
Lineage: Eukaryota; Metazoa; Cnidaria; Anthozoa; Actiniaria; Edwardsiidae
Product: general transcription factor 3C polypeptide 3
Exons: 23
Coding region: 150-3014 (954 amino acids)
Biological process (GO): transcription by RNA polymerase III
Cellular component (GO): transcription factor TFIIIC complex
Molecular function (GO): protein binding
Source: RefSeq, a predicted model, not a curated record